Frankliniella occidentalis (western flower thrips) is the source of this 3291-nucleotide messenger RNA. RefSeq names its product cap-specific mRNA (nucleoside-2'-O-)-methyltransferase 1 (gene Cmtr1). Bases 132 to 2774 code for a protein of 880 amino acids. Gene Ontology annotation, molecular function: protein binding; nucleic acid binding; methyltransferase cap1 activity. Gene Ontology annotation, biological process: 7-methylguanosine mRNA capping. The transcript is spliced from 16 exons. Gene Ontology annotation, cellular component: nucleus; cytoplasm. The record is from RefSeq and is a predicted model, not a curated record. Lineage: Eukaryota; Metazoa; Arthropoda; Insecta; Thysanoptera; Thripidae.
AACAUGGUACAACAACAAAGGGGAGGGUUAGGGUCGUCGUUCGUCGUCGUCCCUUAUCAGUGGAGAUACUUGUCAGAAUUAUGUGUCAAACUUUUAUUUAUUCGUUGUAAAUGUAAUUAGUAGGCUGUAAUAUGGAUCGCCAAGACUCGAGUCAGAAUGAUUCAUCUUCGAGUGACAGUGACAGUGAGUCUGUAUCAAGCACCAGCAAAUCUGAUAUCCGCAUGUCACUUGAUAGCGAAUCAGAUGCAGGUUUCAGACAAAAACGCAACAGGAGUCAGUCUGACAGCAUGUCAGAAGAUGGCUCGCCUCCUAAAAGGUUGCGACAUUCAAUGUCGAGCAUGGAAUCAGCCACCGGAGAUGAUACUACCGAUGAUCCAGACCAUACUGAUCAUGAACAUCAACAGCUAUCUGAUGUUGAUGAUGUUCCAUCUAGCAGUUGCCUUGUUCGGCCAAGGCAAGAAAUGGGUUAUACUGAUACUAAAGCUGCCAAAAUGAUGGCUAAAAUGGGAUACAAAGCAGGACUUGGGUUAGGCAAAGAGGCGCAAGGCCGUGUGGAGCCUGUGGAAGUUUCAAAGCAAAGAGGUAGAAGAGGUUUAGGUCUUAGCAUGAAAGGCCUAGAGCCAGCAAAGCUGGAGUGGAUAGCUGACCAAGAGGUCAUUGUUGUUGAAGAGACCCCUGAGUGGUUAGAAAAUACACAUGUAACUUCAUUGGAUAUAUCAGAAGAUUUUAUGGUUGAAGGGAGACGUAAAUUAACCCUUGAUGAUGAACAUGAGUUCUGUCCUGCUAAAGUACUUCAGGAAGUGCUCAAGCACAAGACUACCUUUGAUGCCCUUGAUGGUCAAGAAUUAAGAAGGGCUGUCCAAAGAUCAAACCCAUUUGAAACUAUACAUGGGGGCAUAUUUCUGAACAGAGCUGCCAUGAAAAUGGCCAAUAUGGACAGGGUUUUUGGGUUCAUGUUUUCUGAGCCAAAAGAUCAAAGUGGUAAUAAUAUGGUUAGGAAAAAUGAAUUAUUAUACUUUGCUGAUGUUUGUGCUGGGCCAGGGGGCUUCUCUGAAUAUGUACUUUGGAGGCACAAGUGGAAGGCUAAAGGAUUUGGUUUCACUUUAAGAAGUGAUAACGACUUCAAGCUUGCAGAUUUCUAUGCUGGUCCCUGUGAAUCAUUUGAACCACACUAUGGUGUUAAAAAUGGAGAUGAUAUGGGAACUGGAGAUGUUUAUGAUACGAAGAAUCAGGAUGAGUUUAGCAAGUUUGUCUUACAAAAUACUGAUGGUCUUGGUGUUCAUUUCAUGAUGGCAGAUGGUGGAUUUUCUGUUGAGGGUCAAGAGAACAUUCAGGAGAUUUUGUCAAAACAGCUGUACCUUUGUCAAUUCCUGAUUGCUCUUCUUAUAGUGAGAACAGGCGGUCACUUUGUUUGCAAAGUAUUUGAUUUAUUUACUCCAUGUAGUGUUGGUCUUGUGUACCUGAUGUUUCGAUCAUUUGAACAACUUUCCAUUCAUAAACCUAAUACUAGCCGUCCAGCAAAUUCAGAAAGGUACAUUAUUUGUAAAUGGAAACGUCCUGACUGUCAGCACAUAACAAAAUAUAUGUAUAAUAUUAACAUACGAUUGAAUGAAUUGAGCAAACAUGGAUAUGGAGCUGGAAAGGAUGUAAUCAGCAUUGUACCUAUGCAUAUAAUGAAGGAAGAUAAGGCAUUUUUUGAUUUUAUUGUUAGUUCAAAUAAAACCCUUGGCAAGAAUCAAAUAGUAUCCCUGCAGAAAGUCAUAACCUACUGCAGAGAUACAUCUCUGGAAGAAUUCAAACAAGGUGAUCUCCGUAAAAAAUGUUUAGACUAUUGGAAUGUUCCUGCUGAGGCAAGGAAGGCACCCCCAAGAUUAAAUGCAGAUGAAGCAUUUUCAGCAAUAUUGAGUGCUCCAAUUUUGAAUGAGGGUGGGAAAGUUAUCCCUAUAGACACUAUAUACACUCGUGAAAGAGAAUUGACACUAAUAAAUAUGCCGGAGACAUUUGAUUCAAUUUACAACUGGCACUGUGCAGUUCUUGGUAAUCCUCAGAAAAGUGAAAAUAAUUUAACUUUCUUUCUGGGAUGUGGAAGACACAAAGUCUUCUAUUUACAAAAUAGAAGAUGGAGCAAACUACCCGGAACUAUCAAGCUGGAACUUAGUGCCAACACCUUGUUACUUGGUGAAAUAGUAAAAGAAAUUAAAGGCGAACGCCAAAGACAAGUUUGGAUUUACACACUUCAUAUUGUUGAUGCAGUAUGUUUAGGUGGCAUUGAUAUCCGGCACCUCCACAUAACAGAAAGGGUGAAGCUUUGUGAAAUGUUUGCUAAGGCCAUGAGCAAGCCAAGCCGAUCAGAUCUUGCACGUAUACAUGUGAAAGAAUUAUUCCAGCUAGAGAAUAUUUUUGAAAUUAAUGAUAGACUUCAAAGCAAAAUAAUGAAAAACAACAAACGGCAGGAUGUCUUUGAACUGAAUAGAGAUGAUGCCUGCUUUGUUCCUGAAGGACUGAUCUUUUUUAACGCUACUCAAGCUCCGUGGGCUCGACACAUCAGUAAGAAAACAAAUCAUAAAUACUAUUAUCACAAGGAUUCUAAACAAUCAUUGUAUGAAUUGCCAAAAGAUGCCUCUAAAAGCUUUGGGAGUAGUUAUGCAGAGAGGGCUGUGAACUGGUGGAACAACAACAACUUAGCAUCAAUAACCAUUAAUGAUAUCAUGGACUAUGUCAGCCAACACUGUGACUCUGCAGCUUCUCAUCAGUACAAGCAUCAGCAGCAUUGAAUCAGAGACGUUCAUUUAAAAGUUUAGGUGUGUAUUUUUUGGUGCAAUCAAAACAGUCAAUAUAAUGAACAGAAAGAAUUUACUUAACAUAUUUUAUGUUAUUAUUACAAAAUAUGGAUUUGUUGUAGAAAUGAGGAAGACUGAAAGAUGGAUUGCAUUUUUAUCUAAAAGUUGUUCACUGUAGUUUUAAUAUUACAGUGUGAAAGUAUUAGUAAUAAUUUUUCAUGUAUCGAAUUAUUCCUACUUUCAUCGCAAUUAUGUACAGAUUUGUAAUUAUUGUGUACAGAUUCUUACCCUCCAAGUCCCAUGACGUCCUCUUUAGAUGUCUGGAUUAAGAUUGGACAUCUACUGUAUUUUUAUUUUUGACUUCCUUUUAUGAGAACAUUGGUAGUUACUGUUGGCUGUAAUUUAGUGUGUGUACUUAAUAUAUUGUUCAAUCAUAGCCAUCCUCUCUUUUCACUGUUGUCAUUAGGGUCAAAGUAAAUGAACAGUAAUAAAUAGUAUACAACGUCACAAA